UCCCAGCCUACGACGCCUCCUCCAGUCCUACCGGGAACCCGUUGAGACUAUACGGAACUAAAAGUAAACUAACUGUCUGAUUCCCUCACUAAACCCAUAUUUUUCAUUCUUUUAUAUCCGUUUCAUUCAGUCCUUAUCUUCGAACUCGCUCUCCUUUGCCUCUGAUCUCGUGGUUUCUGGUUCUGCCUCGCACUGGGACUCCAACUCGACCCCAACAACUGCCCAAAUUAUAGUCCACUGACUUCUGUGACCGGUUUCAUCUGCAACUCUAAAUCCAAAACACAUCGGAAACUCGCCCAUUUCUAGACGUGACAUGUUCACUUUUUCCUCCUGAUUCUUCAGAUCGACCAUUACUCCCCCCCUGCUCUUCCUGGCCUCUACCAUGGUCCUGAAAUCGACCAGUCCGCCGCAAUUGCAUGCUUAAAUCGUCCUCUCCCUCAUUCCCGACUCGCAUUGAUUGAUCCGCAGCCGUGGUAUCAACAUGCAGACCUCACACUUGCCCGCCUCGACAUCCCGGACUGUGUCCCAGGAUCCGGACCGUCCUUCUACGAGAGGGUCCAAUGACCCUCCCGAACAUUCGGUCCAUGUACGAUCUCGCUCAACCGCACAUGCUCAGAGUCCCAAACGCCUCUCCGUCUUCAGCGGUCGCUCCCGGAGUAACACUACGACCUCCACUACCUCCUCGCGUCGCUCUCCCGCCUCCUCUAUGACCUCCGCCGACGCUGCGUCACUGCCAUCGCAAGAGGAGCGCACUGCUCCCGUGGCCGGUGUUCGCACUGAGCGACAUGAAAGCAUGACCAAGUCGCUCUUCAACCGCGGCAGUCGCAUUCUACGGCGUCAGGGCAGCAAGUUCAAUAUCGCCGCUACCGUGGAUGAGGAGGAAGAGGUAGAGCGUGAGAAGUCUCGCUUCGGCCGCCACAAGUCCCGCCAAAGCGAUGCCCAUGACAAUCUCAAGAGUCUUAUCUCUGACCCGUUUGAUUUUCACCAUCUCACCCACACGAGUCAAUCCCAAUUCCAAACCUUGGACAAGGCUCGUGAAACCGAUUUGGUUACCGAAUUCUCUGCCAUUCGGGCCUCACAGAGACCCGUGACGGGUCUGAAGGGCAUUCGUGCUGAAGACCUUCAUUUCCGUGAUUUUUCCUCCGAGGAUCUCACCAAUUGCGGAACGGCCAUAGCAGAGGAUCGCCCCGAUCCAGUUAGUCCGCCGAUUUCGCCAGGCGCGACUUCGCCCUCGUCUGCAUCUGCCAGGAGUCCCCGAGACGUCAGGCCUCCGAGGGAGUCGCGCGUAUUCGAGAAUUUCUCGCGCCCGGUUCCCAGAUAUCCCCGGGCUGGAUCGACCACCCCGCCGCCAAAGACCUCGCCCCGACUGGCGGCCUCUCCGGAAAUCUCAGAGCCAGCUCCUCGGGCCAUCGAUGAAAUUUUGGGUCUCACGUCUCCGCCGACAUAUCCGGAGCAUGUAUAUUCCAACGAUGACGACGAUGUUCGCCGUGGCUCUCAUCUCUCCGAUAUGAACCUCGAGGCCAUGUUGCCAACGGCCAGUGGCUAUGCGAUUUCCACCGGGCCUAGCAAAGAUAUGGCAGGAACAGCAAGGACUGCCUCGAUGUCCUUUACCAACCUGUCUUCUGACCUGGACGACGUCCCUGAAGAAGAGGAGGCGACGCAUUGGCAUGACAGUCCCGAGUCCCACGCUGAGAGCGCGAUCUCCCCUUUUAGUGUCGUUACGAAUGGGACGGGACCAGCAUCGGUGGCUCGUCCCAAGUCCGACUUGUCGAUCAACGUGGCCGAGGAGCUGUCGAGGAAAUUUUCCGAAGCACUUGGAUCGCCGACACUGCCUCAAUAUCGCCUGGACUCAGUUGUGUCCCAGGACGGCCACACAGUGGGAGAAGUUCCCCAGAGACGACCUUCCAUCCUACCCGAGCCCACGUACGAGACAAUCUAUGAAUCCUGGGACGCCGACAUUGACUACUGCUAUGAGCAUGCGGCAGAAUCAAAUUCGAACUUUGACUGGGCUCGCAAUUCACUUGAUGAACAGCGACGCGGGGGUAUCGGCAUACCCGUUACCACACCUGGUCCCGACAGCCCGUUUGAAGAUGAAGGCCAUGGCGUCCUGCCACCAGUACGUUUGUCGUGCACGCUGCCUACCCCUAUCGUGGAAUCCAGCCCCUCUGGUUCUCUGCCGGGCUCGCGCCACCCCAUUCCUUCCGGCCCUGUGGGAUAUGAGGGCGAGCUGAUCGUCCCUCCAAGAGAAGGCGAGUUCUUUCAACCCGUGGGUUCCGCAAUCCUGCCGUCUCCCUUUGGCAAACACGUAACCCAAGAUACGCUUUACGAGGAAUACCUCUCUGCCGACGCGGAGUCGGACCGACAUUUCUCCUUCUGCUCGCAAGGAGUGAUUCAGCCUAUGGAGCAUCCCGUUUCCCCGCGAAGCAGUUUCUCUCCCAUUAGCAAAUGCAAUUCACAGGAGAGCUUGAUUCUAUCCCGUGCGGCAUCGGUUGUUCGCAAGCAUCGGUCUUCUGUUUCGACAACAAGCGUACCCGAGCUUGUGCACAGUCUGGCCAACAGCAGAGAUCUAUCCAUGGGUGACCAACUGUCCUCAGGGGAGCAAUCCAUGCCGUCCGCCUCGCCAUCCUUCUCCGGCCUGGGACGCCCUGACUCUUCCUCUCACCAUCGACAGACGAAGAGCCUGGCGCGAGAGAUCGAAAACCAGUUCUUUUACCGGACCGACAAUGCAAGCCGGGAGUCUGCAGAGCUGCCGGCUUCUAUUAGCCCAUCCAUUCACGAUCGGGCCAAAUCCACUUCGGAGGUUGAAGCGGCCCCUCUCGUCGCUCAGGCUGCCGCGAAAGCUGAACUCCCGCCUAAGGGGGCACAGCGGAGAAAGGGCAGGACCACCUCCUACUCCCUCUUCCCGACCAACUAAGCUGUCACAUCAGCUUGUUCUUCUCCUUCUUUCUUCGUCUUUCCCUUCCUCUUUCCUCUCUCAUUUUCUACUCCCUCCUGUCUUUGGGAGGAGCUUCCUCUUACAAGCUCGUUGAAAUCACAUUUUCAACGUCGAACCAUUCACUUAUAGACCCUUUGUACGACCUGAUGAUUUUGAUCUUGCUUAUUCAGCCCCAUUUUCUUUUGCUUAUGUUACUAUUCGCGCCUUUCUCAAGGCCUUGCUAUGAUUUUCUUUGUUAUCUGCGGUUUUCAAAACUCUCGUUAGCAUCAUUGUUGCAUUUCUCAGCGGUUGUUUCCACAGGAACAAAAAGUGUUGGGUGUUUUUAUUCGGGGCGAGGGAUUGGGAUCAAGGCAAAAAGGGAGGUUUUCUCUUAGGUACUAUAUUGCUAUUAUUGUUCAUGGCUGUGGUUUGUUCAGCAUGUCGGUCUUUGAUACGAUGGGAUCUGGGUUUCUUUGUGUUUUUGGAUUUGUCUGAUUAGUUUAGAGAUGUUUUAUUAUGUGACUAUACACAUCGACCAUAGAGAGAAAGAAAAUGACCAAUUUUGAGAACAUGUGGCAUCCUCUGUAGUGAGAAGAAACAUCAUCCUCAUCGCGACAGGAAUGAAGGGUUGACUGAGCCUUACGUCAUCCGACUCUUCCAACCUCACCGCCGUGGGUCAUUUUGCCGUCCCUUUUCGACUCGCCGCAUUCCCCGACGGUUCUGC
Aspergillus melleus is the source of this 3638-nucleotide messenger RNA. RefSeq lists its product as uncharacterized. NCBI's taxonomy places the organism in Eukaryota, Fungi, Ascomycota, Eurotiomycetes, Eurotiales, Aspergillaceae. The record is from RefSeq and is a predicted model, not a curated record. The transcript is spliced from 3 exons. Bases 482 to 2914 code for a protein of 810 amino acids.